Molecule: messenger RNA, 2674 nt
Organism: Oldenlandia corymbosa var. corymbosa
Lineage: Eukaryota; Viridiplantae; Streptophyta; Magnoliopsida; Gentianales; Rubiaceae
Source: the annotation of a GenBank genome assembly
CAAUUUUGAAGGUUAAAAAAAAUAAUAAUUGCAAAUAUUACUGAUUUUUUUGGACAGAAGAAAUUGGUUGAUCUCAAAUUUUCUCUCUCAAUUCACAAAAUCGAAAACCAAACAAACAUAAAUUCACCAGAGGCUUUCAAUUCUGUCCCCUUUUCAAUCAUCAGUACUAGAGUAAAGUGCAAAAUUAGGGUUCCACCGUCCCGAAACUAAUGAUAGAAUCUCUCAAAGAGCCGGCCGGAACCAAUGACGCCAACGUCGGCGAUGAAGACGGUUAUUUACCGGAGUGGUUUUUGUUGGAACUGUGGUGCAGACUUCCAGCCGCUGAUGUGAUUAGGUUUAAAUGCGUCUCCAAACAUUGGCUUUCUCUAAUCUCAGAUCCUUCGUUCCGGGCUUUAUAUAUCUCCCGACGGUCCUCCUCGCCGGAGGCUUGCCCGUUCGUCCUCUUCUCCUCAAUUGUUCAAUCGGUUGAUGAAGAACAUCCGGCUGAAACGGUCUCCAUCCCAUUCGAAGCUAACAAAUUUCUACAGCUUCGUAAGCUUACCUUACCCGGAAUUGCUGAAAGAUCAUCAGAAGGUACAUCCCAAUUCAAGAUCAGAGCAGCUGAUAAAGGUAUUCUUCUUCUUGAAAGGGAGGUAUUAAGAAGUCUUGAAUAUUCUAUCUGUAAUCCUGUGACCAAGCAUCGUUUCUCUCUCCCUAGGCUCCCUAAUCUUCCCUUGAAUCCAAUCAAUGUGGGUUUCAUUGCUCAGGUAGAAACAGGGGUGUUGAUUAAUUAUACUGUUGCUGUAAUUAAUUGUCCAUACAAUGCCAAACAAACCAUUAGGAUGCAUAAUUUUUCUUCAGAAACAGGGAGAUGGGUGGAUUUAAUAGUGUCUUCUGAACAUCGGGUUAGAAUCUCUAGCUUCCAGAGACCCAUCGUUGUGAACAAUGCUCUUCACUGUAUGGCUACGAUGAUCGGUGAUGUGGUCAUCGGAGGAAUAUUGGAUCCCUUUGCCAAUCCCAGUAAGUUUCGGAUUAUAAAGUAUCCUUUUGGUGUUGAUGAUGGGGCUAAUGAUUGGAAGGGUUCUUUCGGAUGUGGUGUUUCUCAAGACCGCCUCAAAUUUUUCCAACACAUCGUGAAAAGCUAUUGGAAUGGUCACCCAUCUCCAUUUUUAAGAGUAUGGGAGCUCCAGGACAACUAUGAAUGGCGGCUUGAACGUGAUAUAAGUUUUACAGAUAUCUUAUUCCCUGAUGGUGAUCCUUAUACUAGCCACCGGUAUGGUAUAACUGUGGUUUUCUUAUCGUUUCAUCCAUCUGAUCCGAAUAUAGUGUUUUUGUAUUGGAAAGUACCUGGAGAAUUGAUGUCCUACAACAUAGAGUCUAAAAGGAUGGAAUCCCUUCAUCUCAAGAGUUAUUGGCCGCCUUCGAGUUGUAGUGACCAGCUUAAUAGUCCUACUUCGGGUUUCUUUCAAAUGCUUCCACCUUGGCCUACUUCCUUCCCUUUGAAGCAUCAUGAUUCGACUACUUCAGCACCUCCUGCACUUGCUUUACCCGGCCCUCUUUGAGAAUGUGCAUUUUCAUCAUUGAUUCACAUCUCAGUGGUGCUUGAAUGACUAUUCUUUCAUUUCUUCAUAUAGUUCUGUAGUUUCUGUUUCUUAAUAUGCAUCUGGACUCUGGAGUCAACUGACUUGUGCCUAAACAACCUGUCGUCUUAUUUUACCCUGCCAUGUUUGAAAACAUGCCCUGCCUAUUAGCAGUGAUUUCAGUGUUCAGAAAGAGGAUAUCCACUAUAUUAUUGGGGGAUGUUCCGUUUGAUUGCUGUAUAUAUAGACUUUUGAUCGAGCACAAUAGCGAUAUAGAAUCUAUAUAGCGAUCUCCCAUAUAGUGGGAAAAAGACUUCUUGUUGUUGUAUAUGCAGACUUCUUGUUGAGGUUGCGGGUCUCGAGACUGUGGCUUUCUUUCAUAUGUUGAGGUUGUGUGUCUCGAAACAAUUGCUUUCUUUCAUAACCAUUUCGUCGUCCUUGAUUUUGCAUUUCUCCUGGUAAACAUCGUUUUUUUAGGCUUAGGGAGUUAAGUUAGUCGAAAAAUUGGAAACAUUAUCAGAAGCUUACUGAACUUCAGAGGGAUUACUUUACCAACUGUUCUGAUGAAAAUAAGAUCAGUAAUAGAAAACCAGUCCUCAUCAUAGUAAUCAGAUUUUGUUACCAGUUCUGAUGAAAAUAAGAUUAGUAUCGUAUUCAUAAUGCUAUAGUCAAAGAAUGGCUUCAUUUCAAUGCAACUGUUUCUCCCGAGUCAAUGCCAGUUUCACUAUAAAAGGCCCAUUCUUCUAGCACACCUCCAGUUUUGGCCCUCUGUCUACAAAGAGAUCAAAUCAGGGAGCCUUGCCAAUAAUCCUCAUCAUUUUUGUAUCGGUUAACCUUUGCUUCAAAGGCUCCAGCUCGUAUGUUUCUCAAUAAUUUUCUCAUGUUUUUCCAAGUCAUUACAGUUCAAUUUAUGGGACCGUAAAUUUUUCAACAUACGUUCUUGCAUAUAUUUAUUUAUUAUUCUUCCUCUUCUUUGUCCUGAAUGAGAUUUCACAGUUUGAUUUUCUAUUUUUAGAGCUUCAGUUCAAUUUAUACUAAAAAUGAAAAUUUCAAUCGAGACAAUAAUUUCGGGACGGAUGGGGUGCUACACGUGAUAAUAUGCAUUCUUGUCAUAG